UGCCACCGUCUUCACAUGGUUUGCCGGUGUAGACGCCGUCACGUCCUCCGGGACCAUCGUGGGGGCGCAGGUGAGCGGUUCUUGUUGUUUACUUACUUCCUUGCAGUGGCCACCGGCCUCUACUUCAGUGUCUUUCCUGACCCUCCGCCGUCUGCCACCCUUGCCUCCCAUCAUAAUGGGGUAAUGCUCCCCCACGCUAUUGUCCCAUCAUUUGUCAGCAAUGGUGGGGUAAUGAUGCUGCAGUUAUAGUAUUAAGAAAGAAGGACUGCCAUGACCGACAACAAGGCCCUCAUCUACAAAUCCGUCCCCCACGGGUAUCCCGUGCCGGGCAAGGACCUGACGAUCGAGGAGCGGCCGUUUGACGCCGCCGCGCCGCCGCCGCCCAAGGGCAUCACCGUGCAACUGAUGUAUUCGAGCUUCGACCCGUACCUGCGCCAGAAGAUGCGCGACCCGCGCGUCGCCUCGUACAGCGACGCGUUCGAGCUGGACGCGCCCGUCGUCAGCGGCAGCAUCGCGCGCGUGCUCAAGUCGGACAACGCCCGCUUCCAGCCCGGCGACAUCGUCAUGGAGCGGCUCCCCCUGCAGCGCUUCCUGGCCCUACGCGAGGACCAACUGCAGAAAGUAAAGCUCCUCGACGACCCGUUCGGCGUCGGGGACGUGCGGCUCUUCCUCGGCGCCCUGGGCAUGCCCGGCCUCACGGCAUACUCGUCCCUGUACGACAUCGGCAAGCCGAAACGGGGGGAGACGAUCUUCGUGUCGGCGGCGAGCGGCGCCGUGGGCCAGUUCGUCGGCCAGCUGGCUAAACUCGAGGGUCUGCGUGUGAUUGGCAGUGUCGGCUCGGACGAGAAACUAGAGUAUAUCUUGAAUGAGCUAGGGUUUGACGCAGGAUUCAACUACAAGAAGGAGACUCCCGCGGCGGCGCUGGCCCGGCUCGCUCCCCAGGGGCUAGACAUCUACUUUGAGAACGUGGGCGGGGCACACCUCGAAGCCGCCCUCGACCGGAUGAACCAGUUCGGCCGACUGAUCUUCUCGGGCAUGGUCUCGCAGUAUAACAUCACCGAACCGUCGUAUCCGAUCCGUAACUUGGGCCAGGUGGUGGGGAAACGGCUUACCAUCCGGGGGUUUAUCGUCGGGGACGACAACAUGGGGCCUCUGUAUGCAAAGGAACACCAGGAGCGCGUUGCCCCCAUGAUCAAGGACGGCCGGUUCAAGGUCCUCAUGCACGAGACGGAUGGUAUCGAGAAUGCGGCGGAGGGGUUGGUGGGGAUAUUCUACGGCAAGAACAUGGGCAAGGCCGUUCUCAAGUGGUAGUACCAUGGUUCAUUGAGUAUUUCCAAUGUUUC
This is a messenger RNA of Penicilliopsis zonata CBS 506.65, 1343 nucleotides long. RefSeq lists its product as hypothetical. The record is from RefSeq and is a predicted model, not a curated record. Lineage: Eukaryota; Fungi; Ascomycota; Eurotiomycetes; Eurotiales; Aspergillaceae. The coding region runs from base 271 to 1311 and encodes 346 amino acids. Gene Ontology annotation, molecular function: oxidoreductase activity, acting on the CH-CH group of donors, NAD or NADP as acceptor. The transcript has 3 exons.